Molecule: messenger RNA, 1191 nt
Organism: Nannizzia gypsea CBS 118893
Lineage: Eukaryota; Fungi; Ascomycota; Eurotiomycetes; Onygenales; Arthrodermataceae
Exons: 4
Coding region: 1-1191 (396 amino acids)
Biological process (GO): lipid storage
Cellular component (GO): lipid droplet
Molecular function (GO): lipase activity
Source: RefSeq, a predicted model, not a curated record
AUGUUGUCUCCUUCUUCCAGCUUCAACUUAAACCCACACAUCACACCCAAUUCAUUCCUAUCACAUGUCUCCAGAGCAGAAGGCGGGAACACCUCUGCCCUCUCACCAUCCACGACACUGAUAUAUUUUAUUUCUGGAAACCCAGGACUGAUAUCAUACUACCAUCUGUUCUUCUCUCUGCUUUCCUCGGAUCUAUCCCAGUCAUUCUCCCACGACCCCGGCGCCAAUGGCUCAUAUAUCAUCCGCGGAAGAAGCCUGGGAGGCUUUGAAGUGCCGGAAGCUCAAUCGGUUCAUGUCAAGGGAGAAGAAGACACUAAUGCAAAAAGCCCGAAAGCCCGCCUCUAUAGCCUAGAUGAACAGAUAUCGUUUAUGGAGCGUGAUUUAGAGGUGUUUGUUCGGACAUGGCAGGACGCCGCGAUGCAGCAGCGAAAGUUGGACGAAAGGCCCAGAGCGAAUGUUAUCGUCAUGGGCCAUUCGGUGGGAGCUUACAUGGCUAUGGAAAUCAUGAGACGUAGAAGAGAGAAAGCCGGGCUUCAGAGGAGAGUUGAUGGAGUUGUGCCUCAGAGCACCGGUGCUAAUGGCGGCGGGGACGAACUUGGGCUAGAUAUCAUCGGUGGUAUCCUGCUGUUCCCUACCGUUGUGGAUAUUGCGAAGUCACCUAAUGGGAGGGUACUGACGAAAUUACUAUAUAUACCGUCUCUACCUCUUCUAGUGAGUUUGUUUGCAAGGUUUCUUGUCCUGAUAUUGCCCGAGCUGGUACUCUACAGUAUUGUCAGCAGAUUUAUGAGAAAUCCUCGAAAGGAGGCCGUCGAGACAACCGUAUCAAUGCUGAAGAAUGCUCAUAUCGUCAGACAAGCAUUGCACAUGGCCGCAGAUGAAAUGAAGGAUAUAUCGGCUGAUAAAUGGAACGAUGAGAUUUGGGGGUUUAGUAGCCCUACUCAUGCCCCCAAGGACAGGCUUACGAAGAUGGUAUUCUAUUUUGGCCGGAAUGACCACUGGGUAGCUGAGGCCACUAGGAAAGAUAUCAUUCAGUCGAAGUCGAGAGCUGAACAGGACGGCUCGGGUCCAGUUCUGAAAGUAUGUGAGGAUGGGGUUGCUCAUGGAUUUUGUAUAGGGCAUAAUGAAAUAAUGGCGAAGAAAGUUGGCCAGUUCAUCAGGGAUAUAGUUCAGGAGUCUGGAUUAGAUAGUUAG